CAGCCGCCGCCGCCCGCUCCCGCCCGCCCGCGAGCGCGGCGGGAUGGACGAUCAAUCCAGGAUGCUGCAGACUCUGGCCGGAGUGAAUCUGGCCGGCCACUCGGUCCAGGGGGGGAUGGCCCUGCCGCCUCCCCCUCACGGCCACGAAGGGGCGGACGGCGACGGCAGGAAACAAGACAUCGGCGACAUCCUCCAUCAGAUCAUGACCAUCACGGACCAGAGCUUGGACGAGGCGCAAGCAAAGAAACAUGCUCUGAACUGUCACAGAAUGAAACCCGCGCUCUUCAGCGUAUUGUGUGAAAUCAAAGAGAAAACAGGUCUCAGCAUCAGAGGAGCCCAGGAGGAAGACCCUCCCGAUCCCCAGCUAAUGAGACUGGACAAUAUGCUUUUGGCAGAAGGGGUUUCAGGUCCUGAGAAAGGUGGGGGAUCGGCGGCAGCAGCUGCAGCCGCGGCAGCCUCUGGAGGUUCUUCAGAUAACUCUAUUGAACACUCAGAUUACAGAGCCAAAUUGACCCAGAUCAGACAAAUCUAUCACACAGAACUGGAGAAAUAUGAACAGGCAUGUAAUGAAUUUACUACACAUGUGAUGAACCUUCUUCGAGAACAGAGUAGAACACGUCCCAUUUCCCCAAAAGAGAUUGAAAGGAUGGUGGGCAUCAUUCAUCGAAAAUUUAGUUCCAUUCAAAUGCAGCUCAAACAAAGCACUUGUGAAGCAGUUAUGAUUUUAAGAUCAAGGUUCCUUGAUGCCAGACGGAAAAGGCGUAACUUCAGUAAACAGGCCACUGAAAUCUUGAAUGAAUAUUUUUACUCACACCUCAGCAACCCCUACCCCAGUGAAGAAGCCAAAGAAGAGCUGGCCAAGAAAUGCAGCAUCACCGUAUCACAGGUAUCCAACUGGUUUGGCAACAAACGAAUCAGGUACAAGAAGAAUAUUGGCAAGUUUCAGGAAGAAGCCAACCUCUAUGCUGCAAAGACAGCCGUGACAGCCGCACACGCAGUGGCUGCAGCUGUGCAGAACAACCAGACCAACUCACCCACCACACCAAACUCCGGUUCUUCUGGUUCUUUUAACCUCCCAAAUUCUGGGGACAUGUUCAUGAACAUGCAGAGUCUGAAUGGGGAUUCUUACCAAGGGUCCCAAGUCGGAGCCAAUGUGCAAUCACAGGUGGAUACCCUCCGUCAUGUUAUCAAUCAGACGGGAGGCUACAGUGAUGGCCUUGGAGGAAACUCGCUGUACAGUCCACAUAAUUUAAAUGCUAAUGGAGGUUGGCAGGACGCAACAACUCCAUCUUCGGUGACUUCUCCUACGGAAGGCCCAGGAAGUGUGCACUCGGAUACCUCUAACUAAUCUCUGGCACGCUUUUCCCCCCGAGCUGACAUGCCUUGAUAAGUGCAUUGAGAGCAAUAGGAGGAAAAGGAAAGCGUUUUUGUAGCCCACCAUCUACAGCUUUACUGUAAAACCUUGUCUUAUUAGAGAACUUGGUAAAUCUGUUUUUUAAGGAAUCAUAAUCAUUUGUAUUUAUACUUAAAACACACAAUGUUAAAAAAAAAAAGCACUUUAUCCGAUUAGGCCAAGAUUUAACAUUGUUGACAGCCCUGUAGCUAUUUUAUCAUAAUUUAUUGUCAAUAUUUUGCAUUAAUGGUUUCACAGUUGCCAAUUCCUUGGCCUUAAGGGUAAAAAGUACAAUAUAUGCUAAACCUCAAUUAUUAGAACAGAUGCAAAGAUUCACCUCACCUAAAGUGAACUCCUUGUAUAUUUCCAUGGCAGACUUUGUCUUCUUUUCAUGUCACUGAUGGAGUUAGAAUAAAAGAGCUGUUUGGCUAUCUCUACUUACUUUGGUUGUGUUCAAGAACUUCCCUCAUCACUUUUGUGUUUCGAUCUCUUAUGUUAUAAUUAGAUCAGAGACUGGUAGCCUCUUUUCUCUCUCUGAAAGCGCCAGUGCCAGGAGUCUGCUCGGUAAUGAGAUCACGGAUCCAGGUUGUUCUGAGAGAUGAAGAUCCUUGCUGCUGAUGGAGGUGAAAAGGAGACUUGUCUGGGGUUUUGCAGUGUGUGAUGGUUUCUGCACAGACUUGUCAAGGUUUUCUCCAUCCUCUGGGCAGCCAUGAAAGGCCCUGCUCUCUUGAGUGUUGUAUAUAGUGUAGCAAAAGAGUAUUUAUACAUCCCACCAAUCAAAACACAGCUUUAUUACCUCAUGCGAACUCAUACAAACCAAUAGAAUUUCAACAUGUUCUGUAGCUUAGAAUGCUCACUUACUACCUCUGAACAAUACUCACACUGUAGUUUGUCUCUUUCUUAUCUUUUUGCAUCUUGUAAUUAACUUUGUUUCCCUUCAUAAAAAUGUAAUGUACAUUGUAAUCUUUUAAAAGAAAAAUCAGGUUGCAUUUGCAACUUUUAAGAAGCUGAGAGUGGAAACAUUGGGUCUUAAUCUAACACAGGAACAGUAAAACUGUUGUAAAUACUGAGAAACAUUUUGAAUGUUUUCAUCUUGUUACUAAUUCAUGCAAAAAAAAAAAAGGCAGCGAUUAAUUGUGAUGCAUUCAGAUUCCUUAUUCUGUACUGUAUAUCCCACCCUGUGUGAUGGGGCCCCUCUCCUUUCUUUUUUUGUAUUGUAUGCGAUUCUGAAACUGACUGAGUCAUGAAAAUACUUUGUGGCGGUGAUUCUAAUGUAUUAAAACGUUUCGUGUUCCUUUCUAACUGGAUUACACCCUGGAUUGAAAAAGUCUUCCUUGUGGUAGUUAUAUGUAGUUUAAAAUAUAAAUAAACUUUUUGCUUUCAUGAUUAAACCUCAA
This is a messenger RNA of Jaculus jaculus (lesser Egyptian jerboa), 2790 nucleotides long. RefSeq names its product PBX homeobox 3 (gene Pbx3). Gene Ontology annotation, cellular component: nucleus. The coding region runs from base 44 to 1348 and encodes 434 amino acids. The transcript is spliced from 9 exons. Gene Ontology annotation, biological process: embryonic organ development; neuron development; animal organ morphogenesis. Gene Ontology annotation, molecular function: DNA-binding transcription factor activity, RNA polymerase II-specific; RNA polymerase II cis-regulatory region sequence-specific DNA binding. Lineage: Eukaryota; Metazoa; Chordata; Mammalia; Rodentia; Dipodidae. The record is from RefSeq and is a predicted model, not a curated record.